Messenger RNA from Lachancea mirantina, 951 nucleotides. Lineage: Eukaryota; Fungi; Ascomycota; Saccharomycetes; Saccharomycetales; Saccharomycetaceae. The record is from the annotation of a GenBank genome assembly.
AUGAGCUUCCUGGCCAAGCUAUCUCAGCUCAAGAAGAAUGCAGUGAAACCCACCAGUAGCGGUGUAAGCAAAGAGAAUAAUAGGCCAAAAACAGACGACUAUGUAAGGGACAACAACUCACGUCUUCCUGCGAACUAUGUUAGAGAGGAAGAUCCAGCAGUGAGACGAUUGAAAGAGAUUAGAAGAAAAGAGCAGAUCAAAAAGGGAGAGAUCCUGAAAAAGCCGCCCAAGACUAGCGGUGCGAGUCGGAAAAAGAAGGAUGAGGACAUGGUAAUGACAGAAACGAAGUUCAAAAAGAAACCUGGAGAGUCAGUGCGACGUAAGCCGCAGAAUGUGUCUCCCAGGCUGCCCCUGAAAAAAUUCAGUUUUGAAGAGUUGAUGAGGCAGGCAGAUAAGCAGGCAAAAGAUGGCCAGAAGGUCAAGAAUAACGGCCACAACGGAGCGGAAAAUACCUCCACCAAGAAACCAGGGUCACAACUACACAAACCUGGUUUUAAACAACGUAGAGCUCAAAAACCCGAUAAAUUACUCCGGAAGGCAGUGACUCCUAAAAAACCGCCACCACCGCCCAGCAAAGUGGCCAUAACGACUUCCAUCGCCAAACCGAAUGAGAAGUUGCAAAAAAGACUUCAUGCUCUUAAAGAGAAGCGUAGGGCGAACUAUGGACAUGGGGAUGGUGAUGAGGACGAAGGUCUAGACGAUUUUAUCGAAGAUGAUGAAGAAGUCGAUUACGAUCGCGAAGAAAUUUGGGCGAUGUUCAACAAAGGUGGCAGAAAGAGGCAGUAUGCAUAUAGUGAUGAUGAAUCGGAUGAUAUGGAAGCCAACGAGUGGGAAAUUCUCCAGGAAGAGGAACACGCGAGUAAGAUGGCCAAAUUGGAAGAUAAGAAAGAGGAAGCAUGGCUCAAAGAGCAUGAAAAGUUGAAGAAAGAGAGGCUCGGUAAAGGACGUUAA